Molecule: messenger RNA, 5703 nt
Organism: Jaculus jaculus (lesser Egyptian jerboa)
Lineage: Eukaryota; Metazoa; Chordata; Mammalia; Rodentia; Dipodidae
Gene: Abca6
Product: ATP binding cassette subfamily A member 6
Exons: 39
Coding region: 291-5198 (1635 amino acids)
Biological process (GO): lipid transport; transmembrane transport
Cellular component (GO): membrane; intracellular membrane-bounded organelle
Molecular function (GO): ABC-type transporter activity; lipid carrier activity; ATP hydrolysis activity
Source: RefSeq, a predicted model, not a curated record
UCUUCCCCUCCACUAGAAAGGCGCAAAUAGACAUAGGGUUUGUUUAAUUUCCAACCAAUUACAGAAUAGUCUUUUCCCUGAAGAAUAAGUGGCUUAAAGGGAAAAAGUCCACAGAAACAAAAGAAGUUCAUCCUGUGCCACUCCACUGGACUUGACACCCUUUUUCAGAAACCAGUCUCAGCUUGAACCGCUGGGAGUAGACACCUCUGCAAGGGACUGAUGGUGGAUCAACGACCACAUUUUGUUUAUUACCUGACAUAAAAAGAGAACUACAGUUGUGUUUCCAGAUAAUGUUCUCAGAUUUUCCUGACAGUGAAAUGAGUAUGAAAGAGAUUAGUCUGUAUCAGCAAACCAAAGCCCUUCUACACAAGAAUUUUCUUCAGAAAUGGAGAAUGAAAAGAGAGAGCCUGUUGGAGUGGAGCCUCCCAAUACUUAUAGGACUGUAUAUGGGCCUGAUAUCAGACAUCAGUGAAAACAUAAGGCUUCCUGAACUGCCUCCUCAGGAUCUGGGAAGGGUAGAUAAAUUUAAUAGCUCCUCUGCAAUGAUUGUAUAUACACCAAUCUCCAACACAACCCAACAGAUAAUGAAUAAAACAGUAUUCGCCUCCUUUAUGCAAGACGCAACGAUCAUUGGGGCACCAAAUAAAACGCACAUGGAUAAACUACUUCUGGAGAACUUCCCACACGCCAUGGGGGUCAUAUUUCAGGACACUUUCUCUUACAAACUAAAACUGAUCCUGGGAUAUGGAAUUCCAUUAUUUAAAGAAGAAAGUUUACCAGCUCAUUGCUGGAAUCUAUACAGUGGCUUUUCCUGCCCAUUGUCCACCUACUGGACUAGAGGAUUUGUGGCCCUACAGUCUGUCCUUAACGCGGCCAUUGUAGAAAUCACAACAAAUCACUCUGUGAUGGAGGAGUUGACAUCAGUUACUGCCAUAAAUAUGAAGACAUUACCUUUUAUUUCUAAAGACCUUCUUCAAAAUGAAAUUUUUAUUUUACUCUGCUUGCUUUAUUUCUCCCCUGUUAUAUAUUUUGUAUCACUAAAUGUUACAAAAGAGAGAAAACAGCGUAAAGAUUUGAUGACAAUGAUGGGUCUACAAAAUUCAGCAUUUUGGCUGUCCUGGGGCUUACUCUAUGCUGGCGUCAUCUUUAUUACUUCCAUAGUCAUCACAAUUGUUAUAACAUCUUCUCAGAUUAUAGUCCUGACUGGUUUCAUGGUCAUAUUUACUCUCUUUUUCUUAUAUGGUUUAUCCCUGAUCGCUUUAACAUUCCUGAUGAGUGUCCUGUUGCAGAAAGCUGCCCUCACCAAUCUGAUCAUGCUCCUGCUGUCCCUCUUGUGGGGCUGUGUGGGGCUCACCGUGCUUUACAGGCAGCUUCCUUCAUCUCUGCAGUGGAUCCUGAGUAUCUUCAGUCCCUUUGCCUUUUCCGCUGGGAUGGCUCAGAUUAUCCACCUGGACUACAACUUGAAUGGAGUAGUCUUUCCUGAUCCAUCAGGAGAUUCAUAUGUAAUGAUAGCCACAUAUUCCAUAUUGGCUUUUGAUGGUCUUAUCUACUUGAUAUUGGCAUUAUAUUUUGAUAAAAUCUUACCCCAUGGGGAUGAGCACCGUUCCUCGCCACUGUUUUUCCUCAACUCACCGUCUUGUUUUCAACACGGGAAGACCAAUAAUAGGGCCACUGAGAAAGACAUAGACCUUGAGCUUCCCACUGAUGAUUUUGAACCCAUAGCUUCUGAAUUCCAAGGAAAAGAAGCCAUCAGAAUCAGAAAUGUUAAAAAAGAAUAUAAAGGAAAGUCUGGCAAAGUGGAAGCACUGAAAGGAUUGUUCUUUGACAUAUAUGAAAGUCAAAUCACAGCAAUUCUUGGUCACAGUGGAGCCGGCAAAUCUUCAUUAUUAAACAUCCUUAAUGGAUUAUCUGUUCCAACAGAAGGAUCAGUAACCAUCUAUAAUAAAAAUCUCUCUGAAAUGCAAGACCUGAAGGAAAUCAGAAAGAUAACUGGUGUUUGUCCUCAACAUAAUGUUCAGUUUGAUGCCCUCACUGUGAAGGAGAACCUCCACCUGUUUGCCACAGUGAAAGGGAUUCAUCCAGGAGAGGUGGCACGAGAGGUACAAAAAAUUUUAUUGGAAAUGGACAUGCAACCUAUUCAGGAUAACCUUGCUGAAAGUUUAAGUGAAGGGCAGAAAAGAAAGCUGACCUUUGGGAUUGCCAUGCUAGGAGAGCCUCGAAUUUUACUCUUAGAUGAACCUACAGUUGGGCUUGAUCCCUUCUCGAGGCAGCGAGUGUGGAGUUUUCUGAAUGAACGCAGAGCAAAUCGUGUGAUCCUCUUGAGUACCCAGUUUGUGGAUGAGGCUGACAUCCUAGCUGAUAGAAAAAUGAUCAUGUCCAGUGGAAGUCUGAAGUAUGCAGGCUCUUCUGUCUUUUUGAAGAGAAAAUGGGGUCUUGGCUAUCACUUAAGUUUAUAUAGGAAUGAAGCAUGUGAUCCAGAGCAAAUAACAUCAUCCAUUACUCACCACAUCCCUGAUGCAAAAUUAAAAAUAAAAAACAAAGAAAAGCUUGUGUAUACGUUGCCAUUGGAAAGGACAAAUAAAUUUCCAGACCUCUUCAGUGAUCUGGAGAAAUAUACUGGUAAGGAUAUGAUGGGCUAUGAUGUCUCCAUGUCAACCCUGAAUGAAGUGUUCAUGAACCUGGAAGGAGAAUCUACUACCAAACCAGUAUAUGUUCAUGUAGGCUUCAAAUGCACAGAAAUGGUAAGAGACUCAGAAAGCCUAAGUGAAGUAGAGUCAACUUACUCUUCUCUUCCGGACGUGCACAAGGCUCUGAGCAGCAUGUGUCUGUGGAGAAUGCAGGUCUGCGCAAUGGCACGGCUCCGUCUCUUAAAGUUAAAACGUGGGAGAAAAUCACUCUUGACCUUGCUAUUGAUAUUUGGAAUUGGAUUGUUCCCAUUGAUUAUGGAAAAGCAAGCUCAUUCUAUGGUGGAUGAGGGUGCUGACUGGGAAUUUAAAACAGAGUUAUAUUUCUUGUCUCCUGGACAACUUCCUCAGGAUCUUCGUACCAGCCUAUUAAUCAUCAAUAACACAGAAUCAAAUAUUGAAGAUUUUAUACAAUCACUGAAGCAUCAAAAUAUACUUUUGGAAGUAGAUGACUUUGAAAACAGAAAUGGCACUGAAGGCCUGUCAUACAAUGGAGCUAUCAUAGUUUCUGGUAAACAGAAGGAUUACAGAUUUUCAGUCGUGUGUAACACCAAGAGGGUGCACUGUUUCCCCGUCCUUAUGAACGUCAUCAGCAAUGGGCUCCUCCGUAUGUUUAAUCAAACGCAGCGUAUUCGCAUCGAGAGAAGUAGCUUUUCUUUUAAACAUAAGAUCUGGGUUGGGCUUCCAGAUGGUUCCAUUUUCUUACUGUUUGUCGUGUGCAGCAUUUCUCCUUACAUCGCCAUGAGCAGCGCCAGUGACUACAAAAGGAAAGCGGAUUCCCAGCUAUGGGUGUCUGGCCUCUACCCUUCUGCUUACUGGUGUGGACAGGCAAUCGUGGACAUCAGCCUCUUCAAUUUAAUUUUCAGUUUAAUGUAUUUGAUCUUCUAUAUAACAAAAAUAAUAGAAAUGAGUACUGUACCUCAAAUUAUAUUACCUAUGGCUAUUUUUUCAUUUGGUUAUGCAGCUUCUCUUAUCUUCCUGGCAUAUUUGAUAUCAUUCAUUUUUUGCAAGAGGAGAAAAAAUAAUGGCCUAUGGUCAUUAUGCUACUAUAUCGUCUUGACUUUUAUGUUUGAUAUUGUUCAGUUGAAUUUCUUCAGCCUAGCUACGAUAUCCAGCAUGACACUCAUUCCUUUGAUUUCACUGGGUGCAUAUCUAGUCUUCUUUGCAGUGAAAGCCCACGAGAACUACCAAGAAUUUCAAGACCCAAAUUAUGACAUAAGUGGAGUUGAUUAUCUAAUGUGCCUAAUACCUUACUUUCACACUUUGCUGUGCAUUUUUGCUCUAAGAUGCAUGGAGCUAAAGUAUGGGAAGAAAGUAAUGCGAAAGGAUCCUGUUUUCAGAAUUUCACCCCGAAGUCCUGAUGUGCAGCCAAGUCCAGAAUACCCUACAGAUGAGGACGAAGACGUCCAGGCAGAAAGGGCGAGAGCAUCAGCUGCCCUCAGCACCUCAAGUUCAGAUGAGAAACCAGGUAUCAUUGCCAGCUGUCUAUACAAGGAGUACACAGGUCAUUGGAAAAGUUGCUUUUCAAAGAGAAAGAAGACAGUAGCAACAAGAAAUAUCUCUUUCUGUGUUAAAAAAGGUGAAGUUUUGGGAUUGCUGGGGCCCAACGGUGCUGGUAAAAGUUCCUGUAUUAAGAUGAUAGCUGGAAUCACAAAGCCAACGUCUGGAGAGGUGGAGCUGAGCGCAGGCAGCCCGGCCGGGGCGCGCCAGCGGGACGCGCUCAGGUGCGGAUACUGCCCCCAGCAGAACGCGCUGUGGCCCUCGCUGACCCCCAAGGAGCACCUGCAGGUGUACGCGGCCGUGAAGGGGCUGAGGAAGGAGGACGCCGCCGCCGUCAUCCACCGAUUGGUGGGCGGUUUCAAGCUCCAGGAGCAGCUGGACGUCCCCGUGCGCAACCUAGCCGCAGGAGCCACCAGGAAGCUGGGCUUUGCGCUGGGCGUCCUGGGAAACGCACCUGUCCUGCUUCUGGACGAGCCAUCCACGGGCGCGGACCCCGCGGGCCGGCGGCGCAUGUGGCAGGUCAUCCAGGCAGCUGUUAAAAACACUGAGAGGAGUGUCCUCUUGAUCACCAACGACCUGGCUGAGGCUGAGGCUGUGUGUGACCGUGUGGCCGUCAUGGUGUCUGGAAGGCUGAGGUGCAUUGGUUCCAUCCAACACCUGAAAAAGAAAUUUGGCAAGGAUUACAUUCUCGAACUAAAAGUGAAGGAACCGUCCAGUGAACCUUUAGUCCACACAGAGGUGCUCAAACUAUUCCCACAGGCCGCACGGCAGGAAAGGUGUUUUGCCUCGUUGACCUACAAACUACCCAUAGCAGAUGUUUACCCUCUGUCUGAGGCCUUUCACAAACUAGAAGCAGUGAAACAUAACUUUAACCUGGAGGAAUAUAGCCUCUCUCAAUGCACACUGGAAAAGGUAAUAUUGGAGCUUUCUAAGGAGCAAGAACUGGGAAAUGAUGAUGAAGACAUUGACACAACCAUGAGGUGGAGACUCCUCCCUCAUUCUGAUGAACCUUAAAGCCUCAGACCUAACCAUGCUUUGUGGAUGACCUAUAAAUUUAUGUUUUAUGUAAUAAUUAGCAUAGCUUGUUGUGUAAAAGACAAUGACCAAUGUGCAGAAAAACAUCUAUUCUCUUCAUUGAUGACUGGCUUCCAGUUGGCUUUGACCAUCCUGUGAAAGAAUCCCAAAAAGAUUGGAGGGAGGGAAAGCGGGGUCUGAGUACUUCUCCCUCUCACCUUUGGUGAGAGGUGACAGACAGACCUGUAGUAACAGAAGACUUCAAGUCUUCCCCCAUUAGACUCAAGUAAGUGCUUCUGCAUCCCUAAAACCAUUAAGGAGCUCACUCAUUUCCAACUAUACCCCACACCUGGCCUCUAGAAAUUCAUCAAAUCACUACCUCAUUAUACAUUUCUACCAAUUUCUGACUUCUGGUAAGCUGUCUUUGUGUGAAAUUCUCUGAAUUCACUUUAUUACUAUGUGUUUCAUGGUGGGAGUUUGCCCUGAAACAUCAAUCUAUGAUGUA